CUGCGCGCAUCCACCACGUCAGAUUGCGAGAACUUCUUCAUCACACAGCACCUCCCAUUCAUCGUUCCGCGUCUUAUUUUCAUCGGAUCUGAGUUCUACGAGGUCGCAUGUCCAUCUGCACACGCUUUUAGCCGUCGCCCACCCCUUUCCUCGCCGUCGCAGGGCAUCCUUCAAACUGGAGUAUCUACGAGACCCCUCGCUCACAGUCCGGGGGUUGGCACUGCCAUGUCCGUAACAUGGCCGCCCCCAAACAACCAGAAACCACCAGACGAUGAGCCUCUGAUUCACUCCCUACACAGAGACACUCUCAAUGGCUUGCUGCGCGCUCCCUCCCGACCUCACACUCCCAAUUCCUUGAAAUUGCGCGGUCUGGGUACCGGUUCCCAAUCUGGACAGCCUGCCGAUCCAGAGCCGAAUCUCGACGAGGAUCCGCAAAUCGUUCGAUUCCGCGCCCUGUUCGAAGAGACCGAGUCCAAGCUCGCGACUCUCUUUGACGAUGUCGGCCAAGUUGUAGCACCAAAAAGACACGCGAUCGACGAUGCGACGCUCCUCGAGCCUGCUGCCGAGCCUGCGGACUCGGCCGCGGCCCCUGCUCCUAUAUCAAAAAAGCGCAAAUUGGUCGAUGACGAUGACUACGACGAUUACGAUGACGACGAUGAAGAGGAAGACUCGACACUGGAUGCUGCAAGGGCAUCCCCUCUGAAAGAUAAGCCUAACAAAGUACAUGUCGUCGCCGAUGCCACGUCGUCGCCCAAGGCCCGCCCCGUCCUCCCCCCCAGCAUCACUCCCGAUUCCAUAAAAGCUCCGGCCAAGAGCAACGCCGCAAAGUUAAAAGAGGAUGCCGAAGAUGCUCGCAAGAAAUUGGAAGAGGCCAAGCGCAAAGAGGCCGAAACUGUCAAGACGUUGUCCCGCACCAUGUUCUUCACACUAGAAAACGAUCGAGAUGCCAUGCUGGACCAGCAAAGACUCGACGAGGCAGAGCGACGUGCCGAGGCUGAAGCUGAAGGCCAUGCCAAUCGCCAGAAUGCCUCUAUGCAGCAGGGAAGCCUAAGCAAAGCUAACCUCGGCGCGUCCAGUCUGACGCUGAAGAACCUGAUUGCCCUCCUCGACGAACACCGUUCCAUGGUACAUGCGACUGAAUCGGAACUGCGCGCACUUAUGAGUGAAGUUAGGAAGAAUCGCAGCAAGUGGGCGAGCGAAGAUAAGAUUGGUCAAGAAGAACUCUACGAGUCAGCGGAAAAGGUCCUGACCGAGCUUAAGGCUCAUACGGAGCAUUCAUUUCCCUUCCUGAACCCCGUCAAGAAGAAGGACGCUCCCGACUAUUACCUUGUCAUCAAGCAACCUAUGGACCUGGGUACCAUGACCAAGAAACUCAAGCAACUUGCGUACAAAUCCAAGAAAGAAUUUGUGGAUGACCUCAGCCAGAUCUGGAAGAAUUGCUUGAAGUUCAACAGCAAUCCUGACCAUCUCUUUCGGAAACACGCGCUUUUCAUGCAAAAAGAAACAGACAAACUGGUUCCCUUGAUCCCUGAUAUCGUCAUUCGAGACCGGGCCGAAGUCGAGGCCGAGGAGAGAAGACAGCAGAUCGCCAACGGAGAACUGGACGAUGCAGAGGAGAGCGACGAUGAACCGAUCAUGUCGUCGCGCGGUCGUAAGGCCCCCGCCAAGAGCGCAAAGAAAGGCGGCUCAACGUCUCGUAAAGCCCCGCCAGAGACGACUCCCAUACCAGAGACCAAGCCAGUCUUGCAGUCGAUCAGCUCUGUCCAAAGAGCUGAAUCCGAAGUCGAAGGUAGCCAAGGCCAAUCUACCCCCCCGCCGGGGAUCCUGACCCCAGUCGGAGCUCACGGUUCGGGGAGUAUAGCAGGGGCUGGCAGCGAGGCCAUGGAUAUGGAUCUUCCGGGACUACCGUCCCAAACCCCGGUCCCAGAGUACGAGGACGAAGAGUACAAGCUCUGGAAGCAGAAGACCAAGAAAGACCGUGCAAUGCUUGCUGCCACUCGGCAUAAGCUCUUCCGUGGAGACAAGCUGAAUGCGGAAGAGACUGCUUUGCUCCGAAGCAAGGCAGGUAUGAGGCGGUGGCAGCGUAUUCAACAAGAAGCAGCUGGGAAAGAUGUUGCAGAACUUGGCGUUGACGUCUCGGAACGAGAUCGAACUCUCGCUGAGGGCAUGGAGGUGGAAGAAGAGAGCUUGUUACCAGACUAUUAUGAUUCACUGGCUGCCAUACCUGACCUCAAUCCACACUUGAGGUGGGAGCAAGACACCGAAGGUCAAGUCAUUGAGCAUAGCGAGGAGUACUUGAGACUUCUCCCACCGAAACAAUUCGUGGCCCCUGACAGUCGACUGGUCAAGACGAUAGACGCCAACAUGCGACAGAUGCAGGAAACUCGAAAAGUCGUUUCCAAGAUUGGCGUCGUGAAACAAAUGCAGCUGCAGGCCCAGACAUAUCAAAAUCAGUUUCCGAAAUUUCACCUAGACCCUUUUGUCGAAGCCGACAUUCCCAACCAUGUCAUGUCGGACGCUGGACCAGUAAUGGCACCUUAUGUCUGCAAAGCUGCUUUUCAACGAUCCAUUGGUAAGAUCUUCUUUCAUGCUGGCUUCGAAGAGUUUCAACCUUCGGCACUGGAUGCGGUGACAGACCUUGCUGCGGAGUUCUUCCAAAAUUUGUGCUCGUCGCUGGCAAACUACAGGGAAGAUUACAGAAUCCCUGUUGCAGAACCACAUCCUGCUGGUCAAACGCAAAAGCUUGACGCCGAAUCGAAAUGCCCGAACACCUUGGAAGAGGCCGUCUUGCACUCGCUGCACUCGAGUGGAAUGUCUCUCGAUGACCUUGACUUGUAUGCUCGUGAAGACGUUGAUCGGACUGCUACUCGCCUGACCAUGAUGCACGAUCGAAUGAAAGGACAUCUUACUGAUCUUCUUCGACCUGCUCUCACGGAUGAUACAGCUCGUGGUUCAGGAACAUUUGAGGACGGUGGUGAGCAGUACGUUGGUGGCGACUUUGCCGGCGACCUUGAUGAAGAUUUCUUCGGGUUCCGGGAACUUGGUCUCGACAAAGAGUUUGGCAUGGCCAGUCUUACGGUGCCAUUCCAUAUCUUGCAGAAUCGUCUUGGUAUGAGCAACCAACAAGCCAGCACUACAGAUCCGGCGGAGAAGAUGUUUACAGAACCUCCUCGCUGGCCAAAGAUCACCAUCGAGAACAUAGACGAACAAAUUGGACUGGCUAGAGAGUGGUUUAGAAAGCGACUGCACGAGAACGGUGAUCGCCCAUUGGUGGAAGAUCUUGAACUCCCUCUAAAGCAAAGGCCAGGCUACGGUCGGGCAAGGAUACCCGCUAGCGGCAAGAUCGGAGACGGUGCCGCCAAAAAUGCCAGUCCGAUGAAGAAGGCGGCUGCGAAAGCUGGUCCUGCCCCUAAAGCUGUAGCAGGAGCAACUCCUGGUGAUAAGGGAAAGAGGAAAUCCAUCGUCGCUAACGGAACAGAGGAUGAUGCUUCCAUGGUAAACGGCGUCAAUCCUUCCACACCUGGUCCUGGUGGUGAUGGUAGCCCAGAGAAGAAGAGACCCGUCUUGAAAGCGAAGAUGUCUACUUCAGAUCUCAAAGACUCUGAAAAGGGCAAUACGCCAGCGACAGAUACCAUUGAUGGCACACCAGAGGUGAAUGGGCUCCCUAAAAUGGAUGGGGCUGUUGAUGGCGACGCAAGCAUGAUGAGUCCGGAGAGCCUAUAGCUCCAUUAGCGGGUUCCUGAGCGCAGUACAUAUGGGAAGUCGCUGAGAUGAUAACAAAGGCACCUUGUAACGACGAUGGCUUUUUUCAUUCGAUCAAUGAUGGGUGGGAUUUGGUUGGUUUCGUUGAUACCCCGGGGUUUUCAAGGGCGGGUUUAAAAUGGUUAUUCUCCUGGCAUUGUCACUAUAUUGCUGCCAGGAAGGGGUUGAUGACGACUCAUUGCGCAUCCUGCUAGCCCAAACAUCUCAUCGCGCAAAAGUGAAUGCAUUGCAUGCUUUAUGCAUGAUCUGGGGCUUGAUUGCAAAGUUGAUUUUGCACUUUUUAUCGUGGUGGAGGUUGUACAUACUUCGUCGUAACUAUUUUUUGUAAGUUGCAGAAGACUUUGUUGCUCAGCUAGCAGUCGGCAAUAAAGCCAUUCUCUUGUAAGUAGAACGUGUGAUUCAAC
Messenger RNA from Exophiala oligosperma, 4166 nucleotides. RefSeq lists its product as uncharacterized. The coding region runs from base 226 to 3723 and encodes 1165 amino acids. Gene Ontology annotation, biological process: regulation of transcription by RNA polymerase II. Gene Ontology annotation, molecular function: structural molecule activity; protein heterodimerization activity. NCBI's taxonomy places the organism in Eukaryota, Fungi, Ascomycota, Eurotiomycetes, Chaetothyriales, Herpotrichiellaceae. Gene Ontology annotation, cellular component: SAGA complex; SLIK (SAGA-like) complex. The record is from RefSeq and is a predicted model, not a curated record. The transcript has a single exon.